UGGUCUGUCUUUCUUUCUUCACCGAUUAUAAAUGGUCAUACUUCGAUAGUCUUCAUUCAAUCCUUUCACUCCAUCUACACAGAGUAGUAUCCCAAAUUCAAAGCUAUUUUAAGCUAAUUAAGAAAGAAGAUUCAUCACUUGAAGAAAAAUGUCUAACUUAGGAACCUCAUUAUUGGUUCCUUAUGUCCAAGAGCUCGCAAAGCAGCCCAACAUAGAAGUUCCAGAACAAUAUCUUCAACCAAAUCAAGACCCUAUUAAUGUAUCAAAUACAUCUUCCUUACAACAAGUUCCAGUCAUUGACCUAAAUAAAUUGUUAUCAGAAGAUGCAACUGAGCUAGAAAACCUUGAUCAAGCAUGUAAAGAAUGGGGAUUCUUCCAGUUGAUUAAUCACGGAGUCGAUCAUUUAUUGGUGGAAAAUGUGAAGAUAGGGGUUCAAGAGUUCUUAAGUCUUCCGGUGGAAGAGAAGAAGAAAUUACGGCAAACUCCAGAAGAUAUGCAGGGGUUUGGUCAAUUGUUUGUUGUAUCCGAGAAUCAAAAGUUAGAAUGGGCGGAUUUAUUCUACACUACAACUCUUCCUUCUUACGCAAGGAAUACGCGCUUAUUUCCGAAUAUUCCUCAACCAUUCAGAGAUAAUUUAGAGACCUAUUGUUUAGAAUUGCAAAAUGUUUGCAUCACAAUCAUAAAACAUAUGGCAAAAGCUCUUAAAGUUGAACCAAAUGAAAUACUCGAGUUAUUUGAAGACGGAGGUCAACAAAUGAGGAUGAAUUACUAUCCUCCUUGUCCCCAACCAGAAAAUGUCAUUGGACUCAAUCCUCAUUCUGAUGCGGGUGCCUUAACCAUCCUUCUACAAGCCAAUGACAUCGAAGGUCUCCAAAUACGAAAAGAUGGACAGUGGAUUUCUGUUAAACCACUCACCGAUGCUUUUGUCAUAAACGUUGGAGACAUUUUGGAGAUAAUCACCAACGGAAUUUAUCGGAGUAUCGAACAUCGAGCAACAGUUAACUCGGAGAAAGAGAGGAUUUCCGUAGCAGCAUUUCACAGACCUCAAAUAAGCAAAGUUAUAGGUCCAACACCAACACUUGUUACUCCUGAAAGGCCUGCAUUAUUCAAAAAACUUACUGUGGAAGAUUACUACAAAGCAUUCUUUUCACGUAAGCUACAAGGAAAGUCAUGCCUUGAUAUUAUGAGAAUCCAAAAUGAGAAUGAUAUGUGAUGAAAGUACCAUAGGAAUAUAAUUCAAUAAUGUGGUAGCAAAGGUAUAGUAAUUCAAUAAAUAUGAUAGAAAUUGAAAUUUGUAUUCAGAAACAA
Messenger RNA from Medicago truncatula (barrel medic), 1308 nucleotides. RefSeq names its product protein SRG1. NCBI's taxonomy places the organism in Eukaryota, Viridiplantae, Streptophyta, Magnoliopsida, Fabales, Fabaceae. The record is from RefSeq and is a predicted model, not a curated record. The coding region runs from base 149 to 1213 and encodes 354 amino acids. The transcript has 5 exons.